AGGCAGGUUUGUUGUUCUCUGGCAGUAACGUGUAAAAAUUCUGUAUACAUCCAGCUUUUGUUUAUACACCUAACGCUAAUAUCAUUACCAUGUUUAAGUGUGUAACGUUAAACACCCGCGAGGACUUUGCUGACAUAAAGCAACAUAUAUUACCUGCGUAUAAUGAACUACGUUAGCUUUUAACUUAGCAUUGUUCUAGUUACACACAUUAAUAAUCUGUCACAAAAGCUGUACUGCGUACUUAUGUUAUUUAAGUAUUGUUACAAGUCUGGAUUAUUUAAUGUUGUUCGGAUCAUGAAUUAUUUCAGUUGUAGCACUUUUUUAAAGCUUAAACUAUAGCCCUAUAACGUUAUCUCUGUUGUGUAGGUUUAAAAUGCAGUUUUCAGGCAGAAGGAAGAAGCUGAUCAGCAGCUCUCAGAGUGAUCUGUAUGAUCACUGUCUGCAGUUUUAUGGUCAGCCUCCUCUGGACAACAUCUCCCUCAUCGAGUUUGAGACCUUUGCAGUUGAGAGACUGAAAUUGCUCAAAACUGUGGAAAACCUUGGAGUGAGCUAUGUGAAAACUACAGACCAGUACAUCAAAAAACUGGAAGCUGAGUUUUUAAGCCUGAACUUUCCAUUCAGGGCAGAAGUGGAUGACCGAAAGGUUCCAGGAGUAACAUCUGAAUAUGAGAAACGAAGAAAAGACCAUAUCUCCCAUUUUAUUCUCCGCUUGGCUUAUUGCCAAACGGAGGACCUUAGGCGAUGGUUUAUCCAGCAGGAAAUGGAUCUUUUUCGUUACAGGUUCGGGAUUCUUUCUUCAAAGCACAAGACUGAGUUUUUGCAUAAGAAUAAUUUGAAGUAUGAGACGGUUAGUGCAGAGGAAAAGAAAUACCUAAGAGACAAGCUCAUCAACUCCAGUUAUGGAUUAAGUGGAAUCACACUAGAAGAAUAUGAUUUCUACAGAGUCCCAUUUCAGGAUGCCCUGGAUUUAGUGCGCACAAGGAAAGUCUACUUAUUGGCUGGCAAUGCUUACAUUCCCCAAAAUGAAAUUGUCACCAUUGUCCUGAAUGACUUCCGCACAAGAUUGUCCAAAGCACUUGCGGUGACUGCUCGAUCUCUGCCAGCCGUACAGUCUGAUGAACGCCUCCAGCCUCUUUUGAGCCACCUCAGCCAUGCUUAUGUGGGUCAGGAUUACAGCAUUCAGAAAAAUGUUGGAAAGAUUUCUCUGGAGCAAAUUGAUCCACUCUCAGGCAAGUCGUUUCCUCUAUGUAUGAGGCAUCUCCACAAGGCACUGAGGGAGAACCACCACCUGCGGCACGGUGGACGCAUGCAGUACGGCCUCUUCCUCAAGGGCAUUGGUCUUACUCUGGAACAGGCCAUGCAGUUCUGGAGGUCAGAGUUUGUCAAGGGGAAAGUUGAUGCAGACAAGUUUGAUAAAGCAUAUGCCUACAGCAUCCGCCACAUGUUUGGGAAGGAAGGCAAGCGCACUGACUACACCCCCUACAGUUGCAUGAAGGUGAUUUUGUCAAACCCACCCAGCCAAGGCGACUACCAUGGGUGUCCAUUCCGCCACAGCGACCCUGAACUGUUGAAACAGAAGUUGCAGUCUUAUAAAAUCGCUCCUGGUGGGAUCAAUCAGAUUCUAGAGCUGGUCAAGGGAAUGCACUAUCAGCUGGCCUGCCAGAAGUACUUUGAGCUGACACACAGUGUUGAGGAUGCUGGGUUUUCUCUCAAUCAUCCAAACCAGUACUUCACAGAGAGCCAGAAGCUUCUGGGUGGAGGCCAAGGCAUCAAGAAAGAAGUGGAGAUGUCACAAAAAAGCCAAGAAAAUCCUCCCGGUGCGUCCCGUCCAUCUCAGGCAAACCCUAAACAGGCCCAAGAGGAGAUGGGGGAUUUAGACUCCUUCUUCCAGGAUGAAUGAUUUUGUAGAACCUAAGGAAAAUACAGGGCUCUUACUUGUAUUCACUGUUUAAGACACAAUUGUCUUUUCACCAUUAAAAAACUUUCAUAUCUGUUUUUUUACCUUGUCUUUAUAUUGAUAAGAUUCUUCUCAAAUUACAUGUUUUUACC
Messenger RNA from Danio rerio (zebrafish), 2049 nucleotides. RefSeq names its product DNA primase subunit 2 (gene prim2). Gene Ontology annotation, biological process: DNA replication, synthesis of primer; DNA replication initiation. The record is from RefSeq and is marked provisional. Gene Ontology annotation, cellular component: alpha DNA polymerase:primase complex. Lineage: Eukaryota; Metazoa; Chordata; Actinopteri; Cypriniformes; Danionidae.